Molecule: messenger RNA, 1248 nt
Organism: Pectinophora gossypiella (pink bollworm)
Lineage: Eukaryota; Metazoa; Arthropoda; Insecta; Lepidoptera; Gelechiidae
Product: pupal cuticle protein G1A-like
Exons: 1
Coding region: 56-1165 (369 amino acids)
Source: RefSeq, a predicted model, not a curated record
UACGGUUUGAAGUGAUCUUGUAUUCGUCGAAUCAAAAACACAGACCACGUACAUUAUGAGUCCGCUGGUGGUGUUGUUCGCAGUAGUGUCGGCGGCGUGCGGCUCGCUGAUCCCGGCGCAGCCGCCGCACCACCCCGCGCUGGUGCUGGACCCGCACGGCCGCCCGCUGGACACCGCAGAGGUCAUCAACGCGCGCGCCCUGCACCUGCAGGCCAAGCACCUGGAGGGCUCCUAUGCCCACGCCGCUCCCCUGGCCCUCGCCCACGCCGCUCCUCUGGCCCUCGCCCACGCCGCUCCCCUCGCCAUUGCGCACGCCGCGCCCGCCGCCGCCGUGAGCCACCAGUCCCGCAUCGACGUGCACUCGAGCCCCGCUGUGGUCGCGCACGCCGCCAUCGCCGCCCCCGUGCUGGCUCACUCCGCCCUCGGCCACUCACACUGGCUGCACAAGCGCUCCUUGGGACAUCUGGCGUACGCCGCUCCCGUGGUCGCCCACGUCGCCCCCUCUGCGGUCUCCCACCAGUCCCGCGUGGAUGUCAUCUCUAAGCCCGCCAUCGUGUCCCACGCCGUGGCAGCCCCCGUGCUUGCUCACGCCGUAGCCGCUCCCGUGGUCGCGCACGUCGCCCCCGCCGCCGUGAGCCACCAGUCCCGCGUGGAUGUGCGCACCAGCCACCCCGUCGUGUCGCACGCCGUGGUCGCCGCCCCCGUUGUCGCCGCGCACUCUGCCUGGGCUACACCCGCGCACUCUGCCUGGGCCGCUCCUGCUAUCUCCUCCUGGGGUCACUCCGCCUACGGUGCUCAUGGUCUUGGACACUUGUUGAAGAAACGUUCCUUGGCGCUGGCUCAUAUCCUUCCCUCUGCCGUGUCUCACCAGUCUCGUGUUGAUGUGAUCUCCAGCCACGCUGCCCCCUUGGCUGUCGCCCACGCUGCUCCUCUGGCCGUGGCUCACGCCGCUCCCCUGGCCGUGGCUCACGCCGCUCCCCUGGCCGUGGCUCACGCCGCUCCCCUGGCCGUGGCUCACGCCGUCCCCGCCGCCGUGUCGCACCAGUCCCGCGUGGACGUGAUCUCCUCCCCCGCUCACAUCGCUCCCCUCGCUCACUCUGCCGUGUGGACCGCCCCGGCCUCGCAUUGGUCGCAUUCCCCCCUCGCUCUGGCUGGACACUGGUAAAGCGAACAUUCGAUUCGACGUAACAUGUAGUUUUCGUUUUAUAUUCAAUAAAAUGAAUAGACAAUUAAAUUAUUUAAAACACA